AUGACUAAGUUCAAUAUUAAAUAUGAAUAUUUAACUGACAAUGAAAUACAGAUUUUACAUCAAUGUCCUUAUCAAUUAACUCUGUCGAUCGACAAGUUAACAAAAUCAGCCGUAGAAAAACGUCAUAAUCCACCACGGCCACAAAACAGCUGGAUAAUUUUUCGAAGAGAUUAUGAAGCAUACUUACGUUGCAAUCAAAAUGUCAAAUCAAAAGUUAAAGAAACAGCAAAGACAUGCAGUUUAAAGUGGCGAAAGCUAUCAAGCCAAGUCAAGCAUUUCUUCAAAAUAUUAGAGAAAAUAGCUUAUGAGAACCAUAAACUUACAUAUCCUAAUUAUAAAUACAAGCCAAAAAAUGCAAAAACUUCAAGCCAUAAAAAAUUCAUUUUUCGUGAACAGAAAAAAUAUGUAUCUAUUUCGCCAGUUGAGCUCACUUUCAAUUCACCUCAAGAACCAAUAAAAAUCGAUGGACCGUCAUCUUUGACUUCCAAUUCACCUCAAGAACUAAUACAGAUUGACAGGCUACCAUCUUUAACAUUAGCAUUUUCGACAACUAGUUAUAAUAAUCUAGACUAUGCUAAUAACUUUACGACAGUCACCUAUGAUCAACAAAAUUUUAGUAAUGACUUUACGGCGACCAUUUACAAUCAGCAAGAUUUUGCGACAGCCAUCUAUAAUCAAGACUACACUAAUGAUUUGGCUCAAAAUUCGAUCAACGUCUUCAAUCAAUUGUAUGAUAACAAUAAUCAAUUUUCUACAGAUGGUUGCAUAAUUAAUAUCAAUAACCAUAACGAUAACAAUGGUUCAAUUAAUUUCAAUUAA
This is a messenger RNA of Ambispora gerdemannii, 819 nucleotides long. Lineage: Eukaryota; Fungi; Glomeromycota; Glomeromycetes; Archaeosporales; Ambisporaceae. The record is from the annotation of a GenBank genome assembly.